This is a messenger RNA of Acanthocheilonema viteae, 321 nucleotides long. Lineage: Eukaryota; Metazoa; Nematoda; Chromadorea; Rhabditida; Onchocercidae. The record is from the annotation of a GenBank genome assembly.
AUGAAAAGGCAGUGCUGUGCUGCAGCUGUGCGACACAAAGCGACAGUGCGACUACUCCAUGUUAAGCUUUACCGGUACAAAGGCAACUGUCCGUUCUGCUUUCCCAUAUUAUUACUACAUCUGUUGGUUUCAUGCCAUUUGUUAUUAAUGUCGCGCUGCAAUACCAAUGGAGUAGCCGAAAUAAGUGGUUAUCCACCGUGGCAUUCAGAUAUUUACGUGGCCGAAGAGUUAAUUGGUACAGAAUUAGUAGCUGCAUUCAUCAUAAGACUUGCAUGCAUGCCUGAAAGAGGAAAGGGUGGUGAUGAUGCUGAUUCUCUCUAG